AUGGUUGGGUCAUCUGCCACGUUACCAUGCCAAGCUAGCGGUCGAACACCACCUAGAAUAUCGUGGCUUUUGGACGGAAACACCGUAGAUACCACAAAAGACAAUCGUUACAGCCAACACUCGAGUGGAAGUUUGCAUAUUGCGGAUCUCAAGAAAUCUGAUACUGGUGUUUACACAUGUCGUGCGAAAAAUGACGAUGGAGAGUCCACGUGGACGGCAUCUCUGAUAGUAGAGGACCAUAACACCAAGUCGGUAUUCUCUCGGAUGCCAGACCGAUCCAACUUUCCUUCUGCUCCUUCACAACCGAUUGCAAGCAAUGUGUCGGACACAGAGGUUGAUCUGGAAUGGCGAGCUCCAGAAAGGAAUGGAGGUAGCCCUGUUACCGGUUACAUCAUCCAGUUUUUCAGUCCUGAAGUAGGAGAGACGUGGUUGAAUGUACCGGACUACAUAUCGGGACCAAGAUAUCGUGUGAAGAACUUAAGACCAUCACAAACUUAUGUGUUUAUUGUCCGAGCUGAGAAUGACAAGGGAAUAGGACCACCUAGUCCAAUCUCUCCCGUCGUGACCACCAUGGCGAGAAAUGCACAUUUAUCUGCCGACGAUCUAGAGAAUCUCGAUCUCGAACAAGCAACUAGGCGAAUAACAUCUGAACAAUUAAUCAAGCUCGAGGAGGUGAAAACCAUUAACUCGACUGCUGUUCGGCUUUUCUGGAAGAGGAAAAAGGUUGAAGACAUGGUAGAAGGAUACUAUAUCAAAUGGCGCGGUCCGCCAAGAAGCAAUAUCAAUCAGUACGUCUGCAGUCAUUUUCUAUCCUACUUCAGUACCAGUAUUUGA
Strongylus vulgaris is the source of this 834-nucleotide messenger RNA. The record is from the annotation of a GenBank genome assembly. NCBI's taxonomy places the organism in Eukaryota, Metazoa, Nematoda, Chromadorea, Rhabditida, Strongylidae.